This is a messenger RNA of Fusarium verticillioides 7600, 2301 nucleotides long. RefSeq lists its product as hypothetical. The transcript has 2 exons. The record is from RefSeq and is a predicted model, not a curated record. Bases 874 to 1272 code for a protein of 132 amino acids. Lineage: Eukaryota; Fungi; Ascomycota; Sordariomycetes; Hypocreales; Nectriaceae.
UCUGCCUAAAGCAGCCCCCCUAUUUUUACACAUGCGUGCGGAUUCAUGGCACGGAGCUUGGUCCAGCACCAUCAUCUUGUGUGUGAAGCCUUGACCUUGCAUCUAUUAUCAGCUUUGGUCGUCAUGCAGGCCUUGAUAAUAACUGUUGGCCAAUGAAUGUCUAUUGGCAGAUGCCUUCGAAGCAGCCUCGCCGCAGCGGUGAGUCUGGGAGGGCGAACCCCUUCCAACCGACCCGAUCAGCCAAGAAGGCGUCACUCACUCGAGGUACUCCUUCUCCUUUGGUUCAGAGGUGCCUUGCUUAUUAGUACCUACCUACCUAGGUACUGAAACUCAAAUUUCAGUCAUUAUCUGUCUGUUCCCUCCGCCGUCUUCUCUCUUGUCUCACUUGCUUUCUUCUUCCCAUCUUUUUUGUUGUCCCCAUCCCUCCCGUCGUCAUCUUCAUCUCCUGCGAGCUUUUACCUCCGAGACAUUCAAAUCUCCCUUGAUCAUCCAAGACUACAACACCAUGUUUCAGUCUACCUAGGUGCACAUUAGUCUAUUAGACUAGUGCAGCCAGUUCACCCUAUCUUCAGCAGCACCAUAUUAUGCCCCUUACUGAUGCGUGCACGUGAGUGUCAACGGACUCGCCUCGCCCCGUCCCGCGGCUCCCUAUUAACGAGAUGGAGAUUAUGAUGCCGGGAUGCAGAGGAAACUCCGUCAUCCCUCUGCCGUCGUAUAAAAUGGAUAGAACUUUCUCUGCAUCUUGUCGCCGUCUUUACUCAAACAAUCUUCAACAAAAUUCUCGGACGAGCACUCGGUACACCAGUUUCCUAAACCUUGUGACACAAAAUUCUUCGGUUCUUUGACUGGAGCACGGAGUUCUGAAUACAUCUUAUGAUGGAAGACAUCGUACAAUCAGAAUGCGCCAGCUAUGACGAGCGCUACUGGGUUCGGUCGCAGGACGAUUUGACCUGGUCCAUAGAGAGACUGUCGUCAGUUCAGUUACAUGCCUAUCUCCGACAACCAUCCAGGGACGACCCCUUUUCAGCAUGGUCAACGACGCCAAUUGAUCCUUCCACGAACCUUACCUUUCGACACAUAGAAGUACUGUUGAAUCUUCGUAUCACUUCAUGCGUUGCAUUUAUUCGUCGCCAAGUCUUCGUUCUCCUAUUCCAGUCACACGUUCUUGCUGAACCUCCAGCCCAGACGCAUCGAUGUCAGCCACCAGAAGCUCACACCGCGGAUACUCAGCUGCAUACGUACGGCAUAGGAGCACAGUUCGAAGGGUCCUGAACUCAUGGAUGGCCACUGCAAUAGCUGUCAUGACAUAGACAUGAUGAAGGACGUUGACUCAAUGAUAGCUGGGUAUUUUCAGCGAUCUGCGCAAAAUGCCCUAAGAAGCGACUGGUUACUCAUUUAUAUGCAUGUACUCUCUGAUGUCAUGCUAGAAACCCUCGUCUCAAACUGUUACAGUCACCCAGAAAGCACCCUUCUUUACACCAUCUCUGCUGGUUUUACUUCUUCUUAUUUCCCCCAUCUAAUUCUCUCCAUGCUGCAGUUGUCUUUCGAUGACUAUACCGUCAAAGCCAUUGCUUGAAUAAUCUAUUACAUUUCACAAAUAAGUUUCAUCUCACAGAUAUCACUGCUCUAUUGAGAUGUUUCGACCAUGGUCGCCUCACUAUACUGCUUCACGUGAAAAGUGUCUGGUUUAUUUGCGAGUGUGCGAUCUUGGUAUAUUCUGCAAUUAAAUUGAAUCUUCACACAUAAACGACACUGAACGUUUAUUGUAUGACAUAUUUACAGUUUAACACCAUGCUCAUGCUUGAAUCUUAUCAUAAUAAAGUCACCCAGAGCUACGAACGCCAAAAUAAACCUUCGAUCUCCGAUCGUGACGAGAAUUAAGUGUUCAAAUAGCAAGCCAUUUUCUUCAUCAACUACCCUAAGUACCUAUUUUUAUCACUGAGGACUCAAGUAGUCCGAGCUUUUGUCCCUCCCCCCAAACCCCCAAACCCAUGCUAUCUCCAGCCACAUCACGGAUUGCAUGGUUCGUCAUCCUGAUAUUGCGCUUACCCCAAACUUCUCCACAGUUUCGCCUCAUCUACCGACAAUCCCCCAGAUUGUGGAUUUAUGUUAUUCGUAUUUCAUUGGAAGAAUCUUGGAUCUCGUUAAUCCAUCAAUGAAAAGCCGUUAUCGUAGAAAAGAACCGACUCAAACCUGGAAACGUUGAAACCAUUCGGCGAACUAAAAGCAUCGGGAGUCUGAUCAAGUACCGAAAAAUCGGAUUUAGGCCUGCGGUCGGUCUUAUUCCCACGCCGAUAUGUU